Molecule: messenger RNA, 1334 nt
Organism: Cheilinus undulatus (humphead wrasse)
Lineage: Eukaryota; Metazoa; Chordata; Actinopteri; Labriformes; Labridae
Product: zinc finger protein 3-like
Exons: 3
Coding region: 252-1334 (360 amino acids)
Biological process (GO): regulation of transcription by RNA polymerase II
Molecular function (GO): DNA-binding transcription factor activity; RNA polymerase II cis-regulatory region sequence-specific DNA binding
Source: RefSeq, a predicted model, not a curated record
UAAACAUCUAAACAUUUUUUAAAGAUAAACUUGUCAGAGUGGACACAAAACAACAUGGCUGGAUGUUUUACUAAAGACUAGCUUCCGGUUUGAUCAGAGUUUUACACGAACUUAGCGGAAGCUGCUAGCUUCGCAGAAAGAGGAUACGGAGCUCGGCUUCAAGCCUUCGGGGACACAAAUACAUUUUCCGUUGACCCAAAAUAGGGGAUUCACAGUAUUAGUGUGCAUCAAACGUUGAUGCGAUUAAUAAAAUGUCUAAAGUCCAAAUGCUGAGAUCAUUAGUGAACCAGAGGCUGACUGCUGCUGCUGAGGAGAUUUUUGAGCUGUUUGAAAGAACGAUAGCAGAAUAUGAGGAGGAACUUCGAUCUAAAGAGGAUCAACACCAACGGCUGGAUGCUGUUAUCAACCCUGGAGAGGAGUUACACAGACAACAUGCUCAGCAGCUGGUGGUGAGAAAAGAAGAGGUUCUCCCUCAACAGCAGAAGUGGUGCUCCAGUCUGAACCAGGAGCAGCCACCAGAACCCGCAGACAUUAAAGAGGAACGGGUGGAACAAUGGACUCAUGAUGACAGAGAGCAGCUUAAAGGAGAAGAGAAAGCUGAUAUCAACAUGUUCACAUUCACUCCUGUCCCUGUGAAGAGUGAAGAAGAGGAUGGAGAGAAGUGUCAGUCCUCACAAUUUCAUCAAGUAAAAACUGACCGGACAGAGAGAGAGCAUGAUGGAGAGGACUGUGGAAGACCAAAGGCAGCAGUACACUUUAGGCCAGUCAGUUAUUUACAACAUGCAACUCAGAGCAAGACUCUGCAGCUCUCUGAAUCUGAGACUGAUGACAGUGCUGAGUGGGAGGAGUGUGAUGCCCCACAGGAAGGUUUAUACCCUCUAAAAGACAACGACAUAGCUGUAAGUGAUGUCAAAUGUAACACUGGAGACACAUCCGUUAGCUCUUCUGAGUGUGCUCCAAGCUUUGGAGGAAAGAAUUCACUGAAAAAUGGAGGAAUCCAUUCAAAGAAACCUUUCGGCUGCUCAGAGUGUGAGAAAAGUUUCAUUAAGAAAUCAGAUAUGGUGAAACACAUGAUAGUCCACACGGGAGAAAAACUUUUCAGUUGUUUAGUUUGUGGUAAAAGUUUCACACAAAGAGGGCAUUAUAAAAGACACUCCGUCGUCCACACAGGGGAAAAACCAUUUAGCUGUUCAACUUGUGGUAAAAGAUUUUCUUUGGUUGAAAAUCUCAAGAAACAUUCGAAUAUCCACACAGGAGUAAGACCAUUCAGUUGUUCAGUUUGUGGUAAAAGAUUCAGCCAAAAUGGAGUUCAAACAUUAUUUGUUCCUGAAUAA